Tyto alba (common barn owl) is the source of this 2470-nucleotide messenger RNA. RefSeq names its product docking protein 1 (gene DOK1). The transcript is spliced from 5 exons. NCBI's taxonomy places the organism in Eukaryota, Metazoa, Chordata, Aves, Strigiformes, Tytonidae. Bases 1 to 2028 code for a protein of 675 amino acids. Gene Ontology annotation, cellular component: cytoplasm. Gene Ontology annotation, biological process: cell surface receptor protein tyrosine kinase signaling pathway; positive regulation of MAPK cascade. The record is from RefSeq and is a predicted model, not a curated record.
AUGCGGCCGGCACGGCAGAGCGGCGCCAGCCCCGGCAGCGCCCCGCCGCUUUCCCGCCCGUGUCAGCGCGCCGCCGGUGACCCCCGCGGCUCCCGACCCGCCCGGCGCAGCCCCGCAGAGACCCCCCGGGCUGGGGACGGGGACGGUCCCGGACCCGGUGCCGGUGCCCGCCCCCCGCCCCCCGCCUCGGGACGUGGCUCCGAGCGCCCCGGCCCCGCCCCCCCGGCGGCGCGGGCGGCGGAAGCGCGCGGCGGGCGGCGGCGCGGGAUGGACCCGCCAGCCAAGGAGGGGUCGCUGCUCGUGCAGCACAGCCACAAGUUCGGCACCAAGAGGUGGAAGCGGAGCUGGUUCGUGCUGUACCCUGCCAGCCAGCACGGCGUCGCCCGCCUGGAGUUCUUCGACUGCAAGGAGCCGUCGGCGCCGCCCGAGCGGCUGGGCACCCGGCGGCUGGACAAGACGGUGGUGCGGCUGGCCGACUGCACCAGCGUGGGCCCCGUGGCCGAGAGCGGCCCCCGGGCCGGCACGGCCGUCUUCCGCCUGGAGACCAGCGACAGGAGCUACCUCUUCGCGGCUGACAAGCAGCAGAGUGAGGAGUGGGUGGCGAAGCUGUGCGAGAUCGCCUUCCCGGGAAAUGGCCCCAGUGAUGCUGGCGUGGCAGCUCGGCGUGUCAGAGAGGACAGCAGGGACGCACCAGCCCUGGAGAUGGCGGUGAACUCCAUCUACUACUCGAGAGACGAAGUGAACGCUUUCUGGGUGACGGUGCAACGGACUGAGGCUGCGGAGCGAUGUGAGCUGCGCGGCACCUACAUUCUCAAGGCUGAGCGUGACAGUCUCGUCCUGAAGGACCCACGGACAAAUGAGAUCCUCUAUGUCUGGCCGUACCGGCUGCUUCGGAGAUAUGGUCGGGACAAGGUGAUGUUCUCCUUCGAAGCUGGCAGGCGCUGUGACUCCGGCCCAGGGAACUUCACUUUUGAGACCAAGCAGGGCAACGAGAUCUUCCGCCUGGUGGAAGCCUCCAUCCGGGAGCAGAAAGCGCAGGUGGAGGAGAACCGGCAAAGCUGCGACUCACUGGAUGCAGACAGCCCCAGCAUGGUGCUGAUCCGCCAGGCCCUGGCCGACUCCCUGACCCUGGAGCUGCCCGCAGAGGGGGAUGAUGCCCUGGCACCCAAAGUGGGACUGGCGCCCCGGCCCAGCGCAGUGCCAGAGGAGAGAGACGUCACGUCUCUGCUGAAGACCCGGACUCUUCCAGAGCUCCCUGUGCUGCAGGCCAAGCCCGUGGUCCUGAGCACACCCCCACGCUCCCCUCUGCCAAAGGUGCCCCACGCCGUGCUGCUGGCUGAGGACCUGUCCAGCGUGUACUCGGAGCCCCUGGACUCGGUGAAGGGCUGCCGGCCCUGGCUGGACCCGCUGUACUCAGACCCCAUAGACACCAAGCCUGCGAGUGGGGCCAAGGCACCCAGCAGUGCCUCGGAUGAGACGAAGCCCCGGCUGCCAGCGCCGCUGUACUCGGGCAUGUACGACCAGGUCCAGGCUGAGGGACGCAGCCAGACCCCUGCAGUGCCCGGGCGGAGGGAACACAUCUAUGAUGAGCCCGAGGGUCGUGCUCCCCGCUCGCUGCCCGCCCCCACCUGCAUCUACGACGAAGCACGGCCCACGGGCGAGGCCUGGCGCACCCAGGGCCACGACGGCAGGGGCGGCUACGAGUAUCCCUACAACCCCAGCACGGACGACUAUUCGGUACCUGCCUUCCAGGCCAAGGCCAAGGGCCCCAAGCCGGUGCCUGCCCCCAAGCCCCAGGCAGCCUUUAUCCCUAAAAGCGCUGAGAAGAGUGGGGACCCUGGCAGGCGGCGAGGGAAUGCAGCUCCUGAGAAGGUGGUUGUCAAACCCAGCCUCAACAGCAGCAACAACAACAACAACAUGGAGGUGCUGUACAGCCAGGUGGUGAGGCCCCGGCAUGGGCAGAAGAAGGAGCAGUCUGUGGAUGAGUGCAGCUUGUCGCCUGUCUACGAGGACUUAGGAGAGAUAUAGGGUGCUGCUGCUCUGUACCUGCCCAGGAGGGGCUGGGGGGCCCAGGCCCAUUCGUGAACAGUGCUGGCUGCUGUCCUCCGUGGGUCCUGGGGGUGGCUUGUGGUUGCGGACUGUUCUGGCUCAGGCAGAGCCCCUCUUGUUCACCAGCACUGAGGGGCUGCGUUUCCCCGGAGGCCCUUUCCAUAGCAAGAGCAAGAUACCUGUGGCUGGUGCGGGUGCCAGCACGCUUCUCAAGCUCUGGAGCUGGCUCCACUGCCACCUCAUCUGCAGGAGGGCUGGCUCUGUCACCCUGUGCCUGCUUCUCUUGGCUCUGCUCUGGCUCCCUCUCUGACAAGGCUGCAGGGCUGGGAUGCCUGUUGUGGUGCAUGGGAGACUGCUGUCAGUCUCCAAAAGUAUUUUUAUACAAAAUUAUUUUAAUAUUAAAAGCUGUCUUAGAAUGAAA